This is a messenger RNA of Gadus macrocephalus (Pacific cod), 2195 nucleotides long. RefSeq names its product serine protease HTRA2, mitochondrial-like. Bases 218 to 1648 code for a protein of 476 amino acids. Gene Ontology annotation, molecular function: protein binding; serine-type endopeptidase activity. Lineage: Eukaryota; Metazoa; Chordata; Actinopteri; Gadiformes; Gadidae. The record is from RefSeq and is a predicted model, not a curated record. Gene Ontology annotation, cellular component: mitochondrion. Gene Ontology annotation, biological process: positive regulation of apoptotic process; proteolysis; programmed cell death. The transcript is spliced from 7 exons.
UAAGGUGUCAUAUUGCGCAUGCGUGUCACACAUGUCAAGGGAGCAGAUUCAUACUUUGUCGGUUACUCAUGGUUUACAGUUAUUCUACAAACUACAAGGAAGUACGCUGUGACGAUUUGGUUCUGUAGUUGCACCUUUACUACCUCGCGGUUUAAUCCGGUUCGGUUAAUAUUCGGUUAAUUAACCUGGAGAAGUCUGCUCAAGGUCGGGAUGUAAUAUGGCAUCACGCGGUGUCAAUCGUUUUGUUUUCUUGGUAAGCAAUAGAUGUGGAUCCCCCUUGCAAACUGAAAGAACUAUGUCCAGUGUGUCUAGUUUAAUAUUUGAUAGAGUACAUGCAGGAAGCGACAUAAGGCAUGUUCUGGACACGAGACGCCCGACCAGGACUACAGGAAGUGGUCGCGACGCUCCUGGGGGGCGAAGCGUUCGAACCUCGGUCGCCGCCGGUUUGGGACUUGGUUUGGGACUCGGUUUAGCCGGACUUUGGGACUCGGGGGAGGGGGUGGACGACGGGACAGUAUCUCUCUCCAGCUCCAUUCUCGGACCAGUCCUUCGAUCUGCCUGGUGCGCCUCCCCGUACAAACCGGACAGCCCCCGGUACAAGUACAACUUCAUUGCUGACGUAGUAGAGAAGUCGACUCCAGCUGUGGUGUACAUUGAAAUUGUCGGCAGGCACCCAUUUUCCGGGAGAGAGGUCCCUGUGUCGAAUGGUUCGGGCUUCAUCAUCACCAGUGACGGUCUCAUCGUCACCAAUGCCCAUGUUGUCGCCAACAAGAGAGGCGUGCGUGUCAAGCUGACCAACGGAGAAACGUACAACGCCACCGUGCAGGAUGUCGACCAAGUGGCUGACAUUGCCACCAUUAAAAUCACUGCAAAGGUGAACAACCACAACGCAUUUCAAAUCUGUUACGCAUUUCCAAGGCUGCUGAUCUCAUAUAAUAUAGGUACAUACUCACAUUGUCCCUCCCACUUUUGGCUCCAGCAUCCUUUGCCCACCCUAGCCUUCGGACGCUCCUCGGAUGUCCGCCAGGGAGAGUUUGUUGUCGCCAUGGGCAGCCCGUUCGCCCUGCGCAACACGAUCACAUCGGGCAUCGUGAGCUCUGCCCAGAGAGGCAGUAAGGAGCUGGGCCUUUCCAACUCCAACAUGGACUACAUCCAGACGGAUGCGGCCAUUGAUUUUGGGAACUCAGGAGGCCCCCUCAUUAACCUGGACGGGGAGGUGAUUGGGAUAAACACCAUGAAGGUCACUCCUGGGAUCUCCUUCGCCAUCCCCUCUGACCACGUCAAGCUGUUCCUGGACAAAUCGGCAGAGCAGAAGAGAUCGAAGUUCAGCCAAUCAGACAGCAGGCGGAAGUAUAUUGGAGUGAUGAUGCUGACCCUGAUACCAAGUAUCAUUGCGGAGUUAAAGCUGCGAGAUUCCCUCUUCCCAGAAGUCACUCAUGGAAUCCUGAUCCACAGGGUCAUCAUGGGCUCACCAGCAAACAAAGCCGGCAUGCAGCCGGGGGACGUGGUGGUCGAGAUCGACGGCACUAAAGUGAACACCUCAGAGGAGAUCUACCAGGCGGUGCGCAGCCGCAACACCAUCUCCAUGCUGGUCCAGCGGGGACAGGAGCAGCUGAGGAUGCAGAUAACACCCGAGUAUGCAGAGUGACCGCUGAGAGCUUUCACUCCUCUCCUAACCGGGGGGGGGGGGGGGGCAGGAGGGGAGUGAUCAUUACGAGCGUUCACUCCUCUCCUGCCCGAGUAGGGGCGGGAGGACCGAAGGACGAGGUCUGAACUCGUGACUCGACGGACAGAUUCCUCCCAGACCGGAGCCAUCGGACACCCGUCACAACUCAAGAACACAAGUCGUUUUUUUAAAUGUUUUGAAGUGAAAACAUUUUUGUUAUUGUUGUUGGCAAUCAUUCUGUAUCAUUUCCACUUGAGUCGAGGGCACCAUUGGGAAGCUGUAGGAUGUAUGCCUACCUUGUUGUUCAUGGUAAUAAUACUGUACAGAUAUGUCAUACCAAACAAAGUGCAAGACAGUCUAUAUUUUCGACAAAGCAAUUUAAUGUUAGACACUGGCAAGAAACAGGACAGACCCACACUGCAGAUUGAACUAACGGUAUAAACUACUCAGAUUGAGUAGACGAGUUGGAGAAGCCACAAAUGCUACUGAGACCAUGAUCCCACGUUUCAAAUAAAUGAACAUUUACAAA